AUGUCAUCGUUGGCACCGGAAGCGCAACUCCCAUCACCCGGGCUGAAAACCUCUGUGUUUAUAUUCUGUGUUGAACUUCUGAUUUGGGCUUCUUUAACAGACAAGUCGGCUCAUUUCAAAAUCCACAAGACGAUAAUAUUCUUCCUAAGCGACAAACAAAGCAACAAAACUGGCCCCUCCACUGCCUGUCACCAUGCCCGCUCUGCUGGAGAGACCGAAGCUGUCCAACGCGAUGGCCCGAGCCCUCCACAAACACAUCAUGAGGGAGAGAGAGCGCAAGAGACAAGAGGAGGAAGAGGUGGACAAAAUGAUGGAGCAGAAGAUGAAGGAGGAGGAAGAGAGGAAGAGGACAAAAGAAAUUGAGGAGAGGAUGUCUUUGGAAGAAACCAAAGAACAGGUGAUGAAGAUGGGAGAAAAGCUUCAGGGACUCCAAGAAGAGAAGCACCAGCUUUUCUUACAGCUCAAGAAAGUGCUUCAUGAGGAGGAGAAGCGGCGCAGGAAGGAGCAGAGGUACGAUAUCACGACAUUGACCUCAGCCAGCUACCAAUCCAGCCUGCCCAUGCACACAGGGCAGCACCUCCUCAGCAUUCAAGGUAGUCCGGUCAGCCACAGUCGACCCGGUGCGCUCCUCGGUGAACGUAGCAAACAGCUGUUCCCGGCCUCUGUUAUCCCUGCUCGUCACUAUCAGACGCCCGGGUUCGGCUCAAGCUCAGCAGAGCACGGACAGUUCAGCGGGAGCCAGGGGGUCCAUGAGUCUUACGGGGUGGCUCAGGCCCAACACCCUUCUACCUACGCCCCUGGACCAUCUGUACCUGUCAGCUUCGCUAGCAGCUCUCAAAUCAGAGGUGCGUCUGCGUUCCAGGCCAUGCAGUACCUCCCCCACCAGCAGCCUGGAUACCCCGUCCACAGUCAUUUUACCUCCCAGCCAGGAUACAUCCCUGGAGCAGGAAUCCCCCUCCAGAAGCAGCUGGAACACGCCAACCAACAGUCAGGCUUUACAGACGCAGGAGCUUUAAGGCCGAUGCAUCCACCAACCAUGCAUCCUUCUGCUCCAGGUCUUCUUCCCACGCCAUCGAUGACUGUCCAGAUCCCCACUGCAAAGUCCCCGUUCCAGAGCUCUCCUCAGGGUGCUCCCCGUCACGGCUUCCUCCCCCACAGCCAGAGCGGACAGAGGUUCUAUCACCACGGCAAAUAAAUCCUAACCAACGUCACCUUCGUCGUCGCUGAGAUGUCACAGCUCAACUCAAGAACGCGGGGAGAACCUUUUGGAGCGAGUCAUGAAUCGACUUCUCUGUGAGAUUGGUGUUUUUUUCCCCCCCCUGUACAACAUUUCCAUUUGACUUCAUUAACAGAAACCUGAAGUCCUUUUUAAUUGAUUUUUAUUGACUUCAAAUAAUGUCAAAUUGUAAAGCAGAUUAUUUUACCUACACUGUAAAGCCGUUCUGGUGGUGCUGUAUGUACAUACACACUAACUCAGAUGUGAAUAGGUUGUAUGAAGCAGGAUACUAAUGUGCUUUAUAAAGACAUGAGCAGUGCUUGACUAAAAGCAGCAGAUCCACAAUAAGUGAAAGUCCUCAGCAGUGGUUUAAUAUUGGAUCACAGCACUGAAUAUGAAACCCACUGACUUAAUGAAAGACAGUGAUUCAUUGUGCAGCUGAAUUCUGGUUGAUCACAAUGGAGCCAUUAUACUUGCUUAACAAAAUUGAUCGAGGAAUCUUGUUUUGAUGUUUUCCUUUUACAAACAUUUGUACAUCCUCUGCUGUUCCAAUCUUUCAUGUUGUUUAAUAAACAAAAAACACAAAUGCCACGUUCAA
Molecule: messenger RNA, 1814 nt
Organism: Labrus mixtus (cuckoo wrasse)
Lineage: Eukaryota; Metazoa; Chordata; Actinopteri; Labriformes; Labridae
Gene: gps2
Product: G protein pathway suppressor 2
Exons: 11
Coding region: 194-1195 (333 amino acids)
Biological process (GO): regulation of transcription by RNA polymerase II
Cellular component (GO): transcription regulator complex
Molecular function (GO): transcription coregulator activity
Source: RefSeq, a predicted model, not a curated record